This is a messenger RNA of Lactuca sativa (garden lettuce), 408 nucleotides long. Lineage: Eukaryota; Viridiplantae; Streptophyta; Magnoliopsida; Asterales; Asteraceae. The record is from RefSeq and is a predicted model, not a curated record.
AUGGCAUAUAUUCUUUUAUAUGUGGAUGACAUUACUCUCAUUGGUACUUCUACUCCACUGCUGUCUCAUAUCACCUCAUUAUUAAGUGCUGAGUUUGCCAUGAAAGACCUUGGAGACCUUCACUACUUUCUUGGUAUUUCGGCUACUCGAUCUACUACAGGUCUGUUUCUGUCUCAACAAAAGUAUGCAACCGAGAUUCUUGAUCGUGCCUCUAUGAUUAAUUGUAAACCAGCUAGCACACCGACAUAUCUGUCUGCCAAAUUUGAUGGGUCGGGCCCUCCUAUUGCGGAUCCUACUUUAUAUCGCAGUUUAGCUGGUGCUCUGCAGUAUCUCACAUUUACCAAACCCGACAUCACUUAUGCUGUUCAACAAAUUUGUUUAUACAUGCAUGAUCCUCGUGACUCGUGA